Styela clava is the source of this 2469-nucleotide messenger RNA. RefSeq names its product general transcription factor IIE subunit 2-like. Gene Ontology annotation, molecular function: TFIIH-class transcription factor complex binding. The record is from RefSeq and is a predicted model, not a curated record. NCBI's taxonomy places the organism in Eukaryota, Metazoa, Chordata, Ascidiacea, Stolidobranchia, Styelidae. Gene Ontology annotation, cellular component: transcription factor TFIIE complex. Gene Ontology annotation, biological process: transcription initiation at RNA polymerase II promoter.
UUAUAUUAAUUUUUUUUAAUUCACAGAUUUAGAAAUAUGGAUGCUAGUCUUUUACGUCAAAGAGAGGAGUUUAAUAAGCGUGCGCUUGCACGACCUGUCAUAGAGAAGAGAAAACAUCAGAGAGAGGCAGUCAACAAUGACACUUCUGCAGCCAGUGCAAAGAAAAAGCCCAAAAAAUUACAACGGCCUACGUCAGAUAGUAACUCGGUCAAGUCUAUAUCAUCAUAUAGCAGUAGAGCAGGUAUAGGAGGUUCAAAAUUCGGAAAUCUCGCUCAAAUUGUGAACUUUAUGAAAUCGAGACAUCAAGAAGAUGAUAUGUUCCCACUUACGAUUGAUGAAAUAUUAGAGGAAUGCAAGCUUGAAGAUAUUAUAACGCCAGUACAGAAAAACUGGCUGAUAAAUGAAGCAUUACCAAAUAAUCCGAAAAUACAAGUCGUCGACAAUCCAGGCCAGGAACGAAAAUACGCUUUCAAACCGAAGUAUAACAUUCGUGAUAAAAAAUCACUUCUGAAAUUAUUGGAUAGAUAUGAUCAGCGUGGUCUAGGUGGAAUUAUGCGUUUCGAAGUAGAAGAAAGUUUACCAAAUGCAAAGCGUUGUCUAAAGGCUUUAGGGAAUAAAAUCAUUUAUAUAACAAGGCCUGACAAAAAGGAAGUUUUGUUUUACAAUGAUAAAAGUUGUGAGUUUCAAGUCGACGAAGAAUUUCAAAAGUUGUGGAGAAGUGUUGCUAUUGAAUCAAUGGAUGAAACUAAAAUUGAAGAGUACCUUAAUCAACAGGGUAUGUCUUCUGUACAAGAUACAAGAACAAAGCUCAAGCCAGCACAGCCUCGUAAAAGGGCAAAUAACAGAAAGCGCAAAUUUAAAAGACAUAAUGAUCAUAUUAUAGCUGGUGUUUUAGAAGAUUAUUCUGAAAAACAGAAAUGAUAUUUUUAAUUGAUCUAUGUAUAGGCAAUGUAUUCUGCAACGACUGUGCUUAUUUUUAAUAACAAUCGGCUAAGAUGCAAGCUAUAUGCAAAUCAAAUGUAAUUUGCUCAAAGUCAAUUCAAUAUAAUACCUUUUGCUUUUAGGAUUCUAUUUGAAUAAUGUUUGUUUGGAAGUUUUGACAAAAUCAUGACUAAAUUACCAUUAUACACACUAUGAAAAACUGACUGCAGACAAGACUUGAAAACCAGUCAAACUUAAUGUUUUUAAUAUUUUUGAUUCUCACUAAUCUGUUCAGAAAUGUUUCUAUCAAAGUUGUUUAUGUACUUCAUGGAUGACUUUAAUUACCACAUAAUUGAACUUUAUGAUUUUUUUCAGAAUGUAUUGAUUUUUUUUUGCUCCCUAAGGAGUAGGUCUGCAGCUUGUAAAUUUAUCUAUUUGUUCUCAGCCUUCUCAAAUUGUCUUUCGACUUAAUUUGUUUCGACUUGUUGCGAAAUGCUUUCUACCUACAAAUUUGUGCACCCACCUUAACUUUUUAUUAUCUAAGGCAGUGUUUCCCAACCUAUGGGUCACGACCCACGACUGAGUCUCCUGAACAUUUUUAUGGGUAGCUUGUUUUUUCAAAGAAAAUCUAAAAGUUACCAAUUUUAAUUUCUAGUGAAUUUUAUUGUUUGUUUUAUAUUUGUAAUUGAAGUGUCGCUCAAUAGUAAUUGUAUACGUGGGAAGUGUCACAUUGCAAAAACUUUGCAGCAUUUGUUUUGUUUAAGUAGAGCUACCCUACGACCUCACUGGGGCAAACUAACGCAGCUUUCUCACUUAGUCAUGUUUUUUAUUAGUCAUUGAAUUUUGCGGCCAUAAAAGUAUUACAUGCCAAUGAGUAUUUGAACAUAUCCUUGGGUCGCGAGAUUUUAGGAAAUUAAUUUUUUUUAGAAAAUUUGGGUUGCUUGAUAAAAUGUUGGGAACCACUGAUCCAAUGUACCAGGUGUUGUUCUAAAUUUUGCGCUCACGAACCAUUCUUUGUGCAUCACUGGCUACACUGAUAAGAAUAUAAUCAUGCAACACCUCCUUUUUAAUUCUUGAAAGAAUAUAGUACCACCACACUCUUGUAUGUAUCAAUUUAGAAAAUUGGCAUGAUAUUUUUUUAAUGAAUUUCUCAUAGUCCUAUUACAAUUUCAAUUUUGGUAUGAAGUCAUCUCUUUAUAUAUCCUAAUCAGGCUUGUUCUAUUCUAAUAACUGUUUAUUCAAGUCUUUGUUUCACCUCAUUUUAUACACACCUGUGGGCACCAACAAACUACAUUUAUGGGGUAUCGACAAAUUAAUUUCUUUCUCAAUUUAAAAUACCGAUAAUUUAGGACUUUGUUCCUAAUAUCAGAAUGCAAAAUAUGUUAUGGAAUUUAUAUUUCAAUAUGGAAAUGUUCUUGGUUGUACUACACCAAGAUUCAAGAUUUGUAAUUUUAUUCUAAUUAUUCAUUUUCCAAUAGCUGCCAGGCUCUCUCUAUUCUAAUAUUUGCAUACAUUGUGUAUCCAUAUCUUUAAUUCAUUUUUUUCAAG